Paramormyrops kingsleyae is the source of this 784-nucleotide messenger RNA. Its product is annotated as lysozyme C II-like. Gene Ontology annotation, molecular function: lysozyme activity. The record is from RefSeq and is a predicted model, not a curated record. Gene Ontology annotation, biological process: defense response to Gram-negative bacterium; defense response to Gram-positive bacterium. NCBI's taxonomy places the organism in Eukaryota, Metazoa, Chordata, Actinopteri, Osteoglossiformes, Mormyridae.
CCCUUAAAUUCUAGGAUUGCAUAAAAGGUGGUUCACAGUACGUCGACCCACUUGGACGUCUCCUCGCUUCUCAAAAUGAAAGUGUUUGCGCUUUUCAUUUCUGUCCUGCUAGGAACAGCAAGUGCUAAGGUUUUUGAGCGAUGUGAGUUGGCGCGGAAACUCAAGGCUUCUGGGUUGGAUGGGUACCAUGGGUACAGCUUGCCUAACUGGGUUUGUUUGUCCAAUUGGGAGUCAAGUUACAACACUGCAGCCACCAACCGGAACUCUGAUGGAUCAACUGAUUAUGGCAUUUUCCAGAUUAACAGUCGCUGGUGGUGCAACGACUUCAAGACUCCUCUUGCCAAGAAUGCUUGUGGCAUCAACUGUAGCCAACUGCUGUCUGACGACAUUGAUGUAGCCAUCACGUGUGCCAAGCGUGUGGUCAGAGACCCCAAUGGCAUGGGAGCCUGGGUGGCCUGGCGGAAUCGCUGCCAGGGUCGCGACCUGAGGCAGUACACUGCAGGCUGUGGGGUCUGAAUCAAACGCCCAGGAGCCAGAACAUGCCUGUCUUGGGGCUCCUUGCUGAAGAUAAACAGUUCCUUUAAACCACUUGUGGGGACAUCCACACAAAAAAGAAAAUUAUCAAACUUUCCUAAAUGUGCUAUAUUUUAACAGCAGCUUUCAAUAGUAACAGAUCAAUUAAGGAUGAAGUUAAUAUGUUUACCCAGGGGGCGGCAGUAGUAGGCCACGGUGUGUGUAACCUAGCAACAGCAAUCAAGAAUAUAGUACAUGAAUAUUCAUCCCA